This is a messenger RNA of Mugil cephalus (flathead mullet), 1642 nucleotides long. It is a transcript of the gene gtpbp10, whose product is annotated as GTP-binding protein 10 (putative). The record is from RefSeq and is a predicted model, not a curated record. Gene Ontology annotation, molecular function: GTPase activity; GTP binding. Gene Ontology annotation, cellular component: mitochondrion. The transcript has 10 exons. The coding region runs from base 118 to 1272 and encodes 384 amino acids. Lineage: Eukaryota; Metazoa; Chordata; Actinopteri; Mugiliformes; Mugilidae.
CCUCAUCCAAUCGGAGGAGAGAAACCAACAACUCACUUCCUGUCCUUCACACGACACAUGUUUGCUAGCAGCUAGCUGUGGUGACAACCCGAAAAGUGGCAAUAAACGCCACCGAAGAUGGUCUACCUGAGUAGGAUUUGCCUCCGGAAGUAUGGAAACUUUGUGGACAACCUCCGUCUGUACGUCCGUGGAGGCAGUGGCGGCAUGGGCUUACCCCGCCUUGGGGGGCAAGGAGGGAAAGGGGGAGAUGUUUGGGUGGUGGCGACGAAUAACAUGACCCUGCAGAGGAUCAAGGACAAAUACCCACAGAAGCGUUUUGUCGCUGGGGUCGGAGCCAACAGCAGCAUCCGAGCUCUGAAAGGAGAGGGAGGGAAGAACGUGGAGGUGUUGGCUCCUGUCGGUAUCACUGUCACCACUGAUGAUGGCAGAAAAAUUGGUGACCUGAACGCUGAAGGCGACCGUGUGUUGGUGGCUAGUGGUGGCUCUGGGGGAUCUUUUUACUCUGGGUUUGAGCCCGGUAAAAGCCAAGCUAAACACAUCCGGUUGGACCUCAAACUGAUUGCUGACCUGGGCCUUGUGGGGUUUCCAAACGCAGGAAAGUCAUCUCUCCUGACAGCUUUGUCGAACGCCACACCUGAGAUUGCCAGCUAUGCUUUCACAACGUUGAAGCCACAGAUUGGCAAACUGAUUUAUCCAGAUUACAAGCAGAUCUCUGUUGCUGAUCUCCCGGGGUUGAUUGAAGGAGCUCACAUGAACAAAGGCAUGGGCCACAAGUUCCUAAAACACGUGGAGAGGACCAAGCAGCUGUUAUUUGUGGUAGACGUUUGCGGUUUCCAGCUGGCAAGCAAAACUCCAUUUCGGUCGGCCUUUGAAGCUGUGCAACUUCUCACUAAGGAGUUGGAGUUGUAUAAAGAGGAGCUGAUGUCCAAGCCUGCAUUACUGGUGGUGAAUAAAAUGGAUCUGCCUGACGCGGAGGACAAACUAGCGGAGCUGAAGGAGCAACUACAAAACCCAGACAAGUUUUGUAAUCUGCUGCCUGAUGACAUGAUACCCAAGAACUACAUGACCUUCAGACACGUCGUUCCCGUUUCCGCCCUCACUGGGUUUGGUGUCAGCGAUCUGAAAAGCUACAUCCGACAGUCCCUCGAUGAAGACGCGGUCACGGAAAAUAAAACCUUCCAUCGAGAAAAGCUGCAAGCGCUGAGGCAACAGUUGGGAGGCGUUUGUGAGAAACAAGGGCAGCGUAUCCCUCGUGCUUCGGUCAGACCUUAAGUGCACGACGACGAGUCUCACUCUGUCUGCUGACAAAGUGCGCAGCAAAGGAACUGUGAGGGAUUACAGGAAAACGUCAUCCAGUCACAACAGAAAGUAUCGAGCUUCGGUCCAGAUCGGUCUGCAGAAGGAUGGACUUUAAGCUUUUUGUCACACGCAGUUUGACGACGCUCCAUGUGUUCAGGAGGUGAACUGCGCUUUUUUAUAAGACUGAUAAAACUAUUUGAACACCAAACUGAUUCACAUACCUACGACAUGUUUUGCUAUUCCUUUUCAUUGUGAGAGUCAGAAUGAACUGCUAUUUAUUUUCAAGAGUGUGUGUAUUUACACCUUGGUGUAAAACCUGCUGUUAUAAACGUUAUAGAAGAUA